AUGAUUCACGGAAACGCCUCUAGCCGCUGGUGGGUCGAGCUUUUAACAGAAGUGACAAUUUUCGUUAUAGGGUUUUUGGGAAAUAUCUUUGUGCUUAUUAUCGUUCACAAGAGGAACGCCAGGACGACAGUACAUGGGAUUUUUGUUACAAGUCUGGCUACUGCAGAUCUGGUUUUGCUGUGUUUUGAUUCACCUGUUUCUAUUUUACGCCGGUUCAGUCUCGAGUCCGAAACGUAUAACUGCAGAGUACAUCCGUCUGUUGUUACAACCGGAUACAAUGCAGGACUCUUCACUAUCACUUCCAUGGCGAUUCAUCGGUGCCAUAUUGUAACAAAUCCGUGGAAACCGAAGCUGAAGCGGAGAGGUUCAAUAAUUUGGGUGUCGCUUGUGUGGCUGGCUGCUUUUAUUUUGGUUAUUCCACUUAUUGUUGUCAAUAGAAUAACAGAAAAUGGCAAAUGUGAAGAGCAGUGGUCCUCACUCACAGUCCGUCGGGCAUACACUGCUUUGCUAAUGACACUUCAGUACAUGCUACCACUGCUCAUAACAGCAAUUUGUUAUCUUCGAAUACUGGUAUUUUUGAAACAGCGGCCUGUAUUGCUGGGAAACAACGAUCCCAGCAACAGAAGUCCAGCUCUAAAUGAAGAGAACACAAGAGAAACAAUAACGAUACUAAAGACCGUAGCAGCAAUUGUUUUUUUGUUUUUGGUGUUGUUGUUGCCAAAUCAAGUCGCUUGGAUGCUGUUGGAUUUCAGAAAUGUUUCCUAUGAAGAGCUUUGGUUUGUUGCAGAUAUACUGACAAGACUGCAUAGCUGUCUAAACCCAGUUGUGUACGGAGUCACGAACAAACAGUACCGUCGUAGUUACGCCAGCUUUUUAUCGUGCAUGUUUUGCACGAUAUCGUGCAUGUUUUGCGGUUGCGGACGAUCUGGGAGCCUUGAUCUUACGCCAGCAGAAAACGCCACCGCAUAA
This is a messenger RNA of Pocillopora verrucosa, 969 nucleotides long. Its product is annotated as neuropeptide FF receptor 1-like. Gene Ontology annotation, cellular component: plasma membrane. Gene Ontology annotation, biological process: G protein-coupled receptor signaling pathway; cellular response to hormone stimulus. Lineage: Eukaryota; Metazoa; Cnidaria; Anthozoa; Scleractinia; Pocilloporidae. The record is from RefSeq and is a predicted model, not a curated record. Gene Ontology annotation, molecular function: peptide binding; G protein-coupled receptor activity.